Messenger RNA from Monopterus albus (swamp eel), 4347 nucleotides. RefSeq names its product anoctamin 2a (gene ano2a). The transcript is spliced from 27 exons. The record is from RefSeq and is a predicted model, not a curated record. Gene Ontology annotation, cellular component: plasma membrane. Gene Ontology annotation, molecular function: intracellularly calcium-gated chloride channel activity; protein dimerization activity. Gene Ontology annotation, biological process: chloride transmembrane transport. Lineage: Eukaryota; Metazoa; Chordata; Actinopteri; Synbranchiformes; Synbranchidae. Bases 127 to 3843 code for a protein of 1238 amino acids.
GGAGCGCGCGCGGAUUGUCCAACAUCUCAGCCCCUCGCCAGGCUGCGCGCCUCGCGUCUCAUCAUUCAUCCCCAUAGAGAAGAACUGAACCUCCACCAGCACUGGGAUGAAACGUAAAAAGAACAUAUGCCUGUCACUACAGAAAUGACUGAGUCAUCGUCCAUUCACUCAGUUACGCUUAUUUCAUUAGCCCGAUCACUGUCCAGGCUUGGUCUUGACACCAUCAACGGCGGCCCCAUCAGUGCCCCUGAUGAAGAUGAGCCCCCUCCAUCGGAGUCUGGCAUUGAUCUGGGCCCUGGGCUGUUUUUUACUGAUGGCAAGAGAAAAGUGGAUUAUGUCCUUUCCUACAAAUACAAAAAAAGGCAAUCAUCCAAGGCAUGCCUUUCUGUUUCAUCCAAUGGGAGUAGUAUACCAAUACCGGCGCUGGGCCGAUCGGAAACAGAGUCUGGGGAGACAGGUGCACCUGCAGGAGAUGUGGAGGAGCUGAGGCUGUCUGAGGAGGAAAAGGCUUUAAUGAGGGAAGAGUUUGAGGCGGGACUACUGGAAGCCGGACUACUAAUAGAGCGUGAUAAAGAGAGGUCAAAUGGCAUAGGGUUUAUUCGGCUGCACAUUCCAUGGCCAAUACUCAGUCGAGAAGCAGAGCUUCAGAAAAUCAAAGUCACUGUGAAAAAGAAGUGUGAAUUACGAAAACGGGUGGGCAUUGCUGGGAUGUGGGAUUCCUUUGUGACUAAAGUCAACAUGCCGUUUCAACCAGACGUCCCAGACUUUGACAUCCAGAGAGACUCAGGGACACGUGUCUAUCUCAAAACCCUCAAACAUCCUUUUAUCAGAAACAAGUUGCACUUAUAUGACAUCAAGUCAACAGAAACUGUAUUUGACAAUGCAACACGAAGCAGAAUAGUAGCUGACAUUAUUUCGCGCACUACCUGCAGACAAACUUGUCAAACCACUGGCAUCAAGUCAUUAUUGGCUCGUGGUGUCUAUGACUCUGCCUUCCCUCUCCAUGAUGGGUCAUUCACAAGGAGAGGACGCAAAGAUCAGCGAAAUGACAGACAGGUCCUCCAUGAAGAAUGGGCUAACUAUGGAGUCAUGCUUAAAUACCAGCCUGUGGACCUGAUCAGGAAAUACUUUGGAGAGCAGAUUGGGUUGUAUUUUGCCUGGCUUGGUGUUUAUACUCAGCUCCUCAUCCCUCCUUCUGUACUGGGCAUCAUUGUCUUCCUGUAUGGCAUAUUCACUGUGGAUGCCAAUGUGCCAAGUCAGGAGACAUGUGAUGACAAUCUGAACAUCACCAUGUGCCCACUGUGUGAUGCAGUGUGUGAUUACUGGCGCCUGAGUUCAGUGUGCUCACUGACCCGAGCUUCAUACCUGUUUGACAACGGAGCCACUGUCCUCUUUGCUAUUUUCAUGUCUCUGUGGGCUGGCUGGUUCCUUGAGCACUGGAAAAGACGACAGAUGUAUCUGAAACAUACAUGGGACCUGACAAGCUUGGAGGAUGAGGAGGAGGAGGUGAGGCCUGAGUAUGAAGAAGUUUUACAGGAAAAAAAAGCAAAGAUGAAAGCACAGUCCCAGAGGAAGGUGACUGAAACUGGGGAUGGUGUAGAUGGAGAAACAGACCGGAUGCUGGCUGCCCAGCAGCAAGAUCCAGAGUCUCUGGACACUGAAGAUCAUCUGUCAGGUUAUUUCAUCAACGUGUCCACCUUAUUACUACUGAUCUUCGUGACCUUCUCAGCAGUGUUUGGGGUGGUAGUUUAUCGUAUCUGCAUGUUAAGUGUGUGGUCCAUGAACCCUGAUCCUGAAGCUAAGGCAAGCGUGAGGAUGACCGUCACCACCACAGGCAUCAUCCUCAACAUGCUGGUUGUUCUGGUGUUGGAAGAGGUGUAUGGAGCGAUCGCUGUGUGGCUGACUGAACUGGAACUUCCUAAGACUAAGAAAGAGUUUGAAGAGAAACUGAUCUUCAAGUCUUUCUUUCUGAAAUCCAUGAAUGCCUUUGCACCUAUUUUCUAUGUGGCCUUCUUCAAGGGCAGGUUUGCUGGGAGGCCUGGUGAUUAUGUUUAUGUGUUUGAAGACUAUCGCAUGGAGGAGUGUGCUCCACCAGGCUGCCUCAUUGAACUUUGCAUUCAGCUCAGCAUGAUCAUGCUGGGAAAGCAGCUCAUCCAAAACAACGUGUUUGAGAUUCUCAUACCAAAACUGAAAAAGAUGUACAGAACAAUGCAGGAACAAAAAGGAAUAAAAAGCUCAGCAGUAAACGAGGAGAGCAAAGCAGAAGAGAAGAGACCAAAACAACAAUUUCACAAAGAUUUUGCCCUUGAACCCUUUGAAGGUGUCAGCCCAGAAUACAUGGAAAUGGUAAUCCAGUAUGGGUUUGUGUCUCUGUUCGUGGCCUCCUUCCCCCUCGCGCCAGCAUUUGCCCUGCUCAACAACGUCAUUGAGAUUCGCCUGGAUGCUGCAAAAUUUGUCACAGAGAUCCGGCGGCCCGAUGCUGUGAGGUCUAAAGACAUAGGGAUUUGGUACAACAUUCUCUGUGGAAUCAGCAAGUUCUCUGUCAUUACCAAUGCCUUUGUCAUCUCCUUCACAUCAGAGUUUGUUCCACGAAUGGUGUACCAGUACAUCUACAGUGUGAAUAGCACUAUGAAUGGUUACACAGAGCACUCACUGUCCUACUUUAAUGUCAGCAACUUCCCACCAGGCACCGCGCCCAGCACCACCCUGAUCCCCGGAGUCUCCAUGUGCAGGUAUAAGGAUUAUAGAGACCCACCAUGGGCACCAGAUGCCUACACAUUCUCUAAACAAUACUGGUCUGUCCUGGCAGCAAAACUGGCCUUUGUAAUAUUCUUCCAGAAUCUUGCAAUGUUCCUCAGCAUGCUGGUUGCCUGGAUGAUCCCAGAUGUACCACGGUCUCUGCGGGAACAGCUGAAGAAAGAGAACACAAUGCUGAUGGAGUUUCUGCUGAAUCACGAUCAAGAGGCAUGUGCCCAAUCUCACUCCACAAAACAUUCCACCCUCUGCUUCCCCACCAAUAUAGACACUGUGGAGGAGACACCACCAGAAGAGCAAGAGGAAGAAGAAGAACUGGUGAUUGUGAUUGACUUGGAUGAACCUGGAAGGACCAGUGACAGUGAUCCAGUGGUUGGGAAGUCAUUUAAAGAAUUUGAAGGAAAUGGACAGAAACUGCGAGGAGAUGGAAAGGAUGAGAGUGGACAGAUGGAAGUGGGAGAAAAGGAAAGAGAUGGAGAAAUGAAUGAAGGAGAUGGAAGGAGAUGUAAUGAACAAGACGAAAAAGAAAAAGAGGAAGUAGGACAAGAAGAUGACAAAGAAAAUGAAGUAAAGAUGGAUGAGGAGCAUUUUAGUAUUGAUCUUGACUCCUUCAUAAGAGAGCUCGGCCUGUUAGAUGAGGAACCUUCAUUGAGCACAGCUAAAGAUACAGACCAGAAAGAGCAGGAACCUCCAUCACAUCCAUCAUCUAAAAGAUGCUCACCCCAGGGUCUGAAGAGAUCCAGAGCAGAAGUUAUAACAUCAGAAAAUGACACUAUACUGUCCUCACUAAUUGCUCCUCUUCCCAGAGAGCUAGCCACAAGGGCAAAGACCUGCUGCUCCACCUUGCCUUCCCGCCACAGAGGGGCUGAGGCUUGUUACAGCCUGCCCCCCGCCCCAGCCACUCCACCAGCUUCACAAGGUUCCAGCAGAUGUCAACACUUACUCCCCUGGCUCCCUCAGAUUCUUCAUUAUCAGCCUCAUCCAGCCCAUUCUCUCCACCACACACACCGGUGUCCCCUUCGUCUUCAUUUCCCACACAGUCCCCAACAUCCCCACAGCCCCAAACCCCCACUGAAUUAUUUGCACUGAAAGGUCCUCUGCCCCAACAGCCACGAUCCAGGGGCAAAGCCCGGUGCGCCACCCUGCCUCCGGGACAAAGAACCCCUGAUCCUGAGGAGCUCUCCAUCAAGCCUAGCCAUUCCACCAGCUUCACAAAGGUGGAAGACUACUUCUCACAUCCCCCCAGUGAACAGAAACUCAACACAACAGUGUGAGGAGAGCUGGAAGGAAAGGGAACCAGAUAAAUGGUGGCAGAGGGAGGGGGAGGACUAUCCAGAUUACCCUUUCCUGUCUGUGCCUAGAGCCUCACCCCUCUGUUUGUCUGCAUACAUAAUACCUGGGGUCUGAAGACAGACUAUCCAGAUAAACUGAACCUUCUUUUUAUCCUUCAGUGGUUCAGGACUGAUCCUGGACAUUUCAGAGGGACACUGUUCUGAAACUCUCCUUGCCAUGUCAAAAGAAAACACCAGUGACAUUUUAACUCUGUGUAUUAUUUGUGUGUGGGUGGGAGGGGGGGCUUCUUUAUUAUUUCAG